AUCAGUACUAGACCAGACUCCACUGAGUCAAGAUGUUUCGCUCUUUUUAGUGUCGUCGGAAGAGGCGAGCGCGUGGCUAUUACCAGUUGUUAUCAGUGAUUAGAGGAAUUCGUCUUCGCCUCUCGCGUUGCCUGAGAGUGUUUCCGGACGGACAUGGCUCAUCCCGAGGCCGUGUCCAACUUUUGAAGAGGACAUUUGAAUGCAUUAUGAAUGUGAAAAGACUUCUGCUACAGCCGCGACCGCUUCUUCUUCUUCUAUAGGCACGAAGGGGAAAGUGAGGAGGAAGUUUGUUGGCGCAGUCCAUAAAGAUGGAUAUUCUGUUGUUCUUCUGCAUCUUUGGUGUCGCAGCUUCCAGCGAAGACUUGGCUCCCGAGAUUCGAGAACAGCCCAGCAACGUCAUCGCUCGUCGGAACGACCCGGCGACUCUCAACUGCGCCGCCUCGGGCGCCGCUCGAAUCACCUGGUUCCGGGAUGGCCAACAAGUGGUAACGUCCUCGCAGGGCACGCGCUCCCACAGAGUGCUCCUGCCCUCGGGAUCGCUCUUCUUCCUGCGGGUCACCUCCAGCAGGAGGGAAUCGGACGCGGGGACCUACUGGUGCGUCGCCUCCAACAGCUACGGCUCGACGCGAUCGCAGAACGCGACGCUGACCAUCGCCACUCUCUCCGACGAGUUCGAGGCGUAUCCGGAGCCGGUGGUGAAGGCGCGCAUCGGUGAUUCCGUGACGCUGCCCUGCCGGGCGCCAAAGGGCGUCCCGGAGCCUCAUCUGGUAUGGCUGAGGGACGGGAGGGAGAUGACCAACACGAGUCGCGUCUCCGUCGCGGUGGAUGGAGACCUGGUCAUCACAGACGUCACACUGGAGGAUUCGGGGAUGUACGUCUGCAGGGCGCAGAACGUCGCUGGGAGUCGCGACACUGCGCCGACGGAACUUAUCAUUAUGAUUCCUCCUUGGUUUGAGAAGAAGCCUGCCAAUGUUACGACUGCGUCUGGUGUGUUGGUAGAGCUAACAUGCCGUGCCCAGGGAUCGCCAAUGCCCACAGUUACGUGGAGAAGACUUGAUGGCAUCAUGCCACUUGGUCGGGCUACGAUCGAAGAUCAACGUCUAGUUCUAGAACAAGUCACUGCUAUAGACUCUGGAGUGUAUGUAUGUGAAGUGCAAAACGAGGCGGGUGUUGCUACUGCAAAAGCCACACUAACAGUCGUAGAUGCCCCUGAGCUCAUGCAGCGUCCACAAGACAUUCAGGUGAUGACUGGGAAAUCAACAGAGAUUACUUGCGUUGUCGAAGGAGACCCAGCUCCCCUCAUUUUGUGGCGACUUCCUACACAAGACAGAACAGCCCUGCUCACCCCAAAGCAAUCAAGUGGCCACGUAUCUGUGAGUGAAGAUGGACAAGUCUUACACCUGGAUGCAGCUACCACCCAGGACAGUGGCAUAUAUUACUGCUGGGGAGUUAGUAGUGGAGGAGGAGUGAGUGCUCAAGUAGAAAUAAUGGUUGUUGAAGCCUACCCACCACCUGUAAUUGGUGUAGGACCCAAAGACUUGAACUUAGCACCUGGAAGUGUUGCCUCAUUUCCUUGUGAAGCAGUGAGCGAAGCUGCAACACCAACAAUAACUUGGUGGUAUCGUCCAGCUGCACACCUACCUGCUAGGCAACUGGCCCAAGGUUUUGAAAAUGCCCGGAUCUCACUCUCUUCAAAUGGUGCCCUUGUAAUAAGAGAUGUCCGGGUUGAUGAUGGGGGCAUCUACACUUGCAAAGUAUCUGCAGAAACAGGGCACAUAGAGCAAGAGGCAAUAUUGCGAAUAAGCAAAGAUGCUGUGCCCGCUCCAGUGACGACGAUUCCUGCACCUCCUUCAAAACCUCAUAUUCUGUUCACUAACGAAACUGCCGUUAUCUUGAAAUGGUUACCCAAUUCGCAGAUAAUUGGUGGUGCAAGGCACCAAUACAUUGUUGAAUACUGGAGGCAAGGGUGGGAUGAAUGGCGGGUUGCCGAUACCAUCAUGAUGGACGAAUCCUGUAUUGUAAAGAACCUGACACCUGGCAACAUUUACACAUUCUUGGUGAGGGCAGUUACGAAAGGGGGCAUCUCCUUCCCAAGCCCUUGGUCAGAUCCAGUCACCAUACGGCCUCCCAGGGACCCGUCACUGACAAUGGACCAAGUCAUUCAUGCAAGGCGUCGUCUCUCUAGGCCGACGGUUACCCUCGCUGAUGCAACUGCUACAGGUGCCACUAGUGUACUUCUGAAGUGGAAGUUCCUUACGACUGCCCACGAAACAGUGGAGGGUGUCCUGGUAUAUACAGUGUCAGGAGAUGGAAUAGUAAAAGUAGCAACUGUACUAGGGUCCUCUUCCUCUGCACAUCAUUUACAUAAUCUGGAGCCCAAUACAGAGUAUUCUUUCUUCAUAGUACCAUUUUGGAGGAGCGUCGAGGGAACGCCUUCAAAUUCUUUCACGCUCACCACCCCAGAGGAUAAACCUGUCGAGCCACCAAAGGACGUCCAUGCAACCCUCAGAGAAGACGGUUCCAUACUCAUCACGUGGUCCUCAUUGAUUGGCAGAGACGCCCGUGGGAAAGUCACAGGUUACCAGGUAACUCUCACCCACAAUGGAACGGAGACCACAGAAACUGUGUCCAGCCCUUGGCUUGAAGCUCACGGUCUUGCCCCUGGUCGCAUCUACAGUGUGAAAGUGGCUGCAGAGACAGGAGCAGGCCUAGGACCCUUUAGCGCACCUGUGCUCAUUGAUUUUGGAUCUGGCCUGGCCCAAGGCCAUCAAGACCUGGAUGAACCCUCGAACGAAACAUCUGUGAUUUACGCUCCUGCACAACCUGACUGGUUGGUGUACUUACUCAUUCCCUUGGUCAUUAUGCUGUUCGUGUGCACUAUUCUCUACAUCAGGAGACUUCACCACAAAUCCGCCCCGUCAAACCCGCCACAGACACCGGCACAUUAUCAGGACCCUUCCAUAUACCCAACUCAUCACUCCAUCAACAUGUACAGUGAACAAAAGCUCUGGCGCCCAUCAGAGAGUGAAAAAGAAUACGGCCUGUCUUCUGUGCGCCUUCUUCCAGGAGACCAACAAAUCAACGAGUAUGCCGAGCCUAGGUCUCAGCAUGCCAACGAAACGGCAGAGCCGUAUGCCACCACGGCACUAUUGGCACCUGGCUCUCCUCGUCUGGUCCACCAAGGCAGCCCGUGGCACCAAAGGUCCGAGAACUCUGGGAUGAAAGUGAACUGGGCAGCCUUCCUUCCGCCGCCGCCAGCGUGCCCGCCCCCUCGCGAGCUGGACCUGGGUGACCCCGCGGGUCAAGCGAGCCCUCGAAGCAACCGGAGGGGCGGCUAUGCCGGAACCGCGCAGCUUGAGAACGCUGCGGGAUCAGAGCAAUAUAAGAGGCCUUGUGAUGCCACUGCAGACCACACGUACGACACGUACUCCCAGGUGACUUCUAACAACUGCACUAAGGACAGAUUUAUAACGUUCAACACUGUCCAAAACCGCGACAUCUCCCGAGACAGCGCAGACGACCAGCAAGCGCAGGAGGAAGAGACGACCGACAUCCCUUACAACAACACUCAUUAACGUUGGGGGGAAUUGGUCGCUUGGGGAAGUUCCUGCUUGUUAUCAUAGUGAGGUUGUGCUUGUAAAUAACGUUUUUCUUCUUCUGUACAGCAGAAAGACGAUUUCAAAUGAAAUCUCCUUGCUUAUAUUCAGGGAGACCCUGUACCAAAGAGUUAUUAUGUGUACCUGUUCUUGUCAUGUAUUGUAAAUACCUACAUCGCCCCCUACCCUCGCCCCUCCCCCUUCUAAGUCAUGUGUAAAUGAUUAACUAGAAAUCUCAUUAGAGUACGUGCUGGAAUAAGUUAUUGGAUCCUAGAUGUUAAUUUGAUGUUAGAGGCGCUUUUUUAAGCUGUAGAUCAGUAAAUUUUAGAUUACAAAAAAAAUUGCAAACUGCAGUGCAUUUAUGAUUAUCUGGAUUUCACUACGUCAAUGACUGCAUUAUGCUUCUCGUGGCUGCUGUCAAAUACCUUACAGAUUUGUAAGUGAAGUAUAUUGUUUUCCUCAGGUAGGUUUAGCUGUUAAUAUUUCUGUUGAUUUUCUCCGACUGGAAACCCGAGCUUAAGCAGUUACUGGUAAUAACAGCCAAUAUCAUCACCCGAGUACGCUAACAUAACUACUCAAUUAAGCAAAAUCACCCGUAGAGGAAACCCAUAACUACAGACUGGGAUUGACGCUUUGCUAAUUUGCUAAUAUUUUGUUUUCAAGGCUGGAGUCUUUUGUUGAGUCUUUGUUACCUUGACUGAAUCGUAUUAACGAUGAAUAGUGAUGUGCCAAUUCUAUUGUUUCUUGUUUCUUUCUGUCAGUUGGAAAGCUGUUCAGUUACUGAGAUGGAGUACUUUUGUAAAUUCUGUACAUAUGUGAAUAACAGAGUUAUUCUUAUAAUAAAUGACCUUGAUUUAGAA
Macrobrachium nipponense is the source of this 4456-nucleotide messenger RNA. Its product is annotated as protein sax-3-like. The transcript has 4 exons. The record is from RefSeq and is a predicted model, not a curated record. Gene Ontology annotation, biological process: dendrite self-avoidance; homophilic cell-cell adhesion; axon guidance. Gene Ontology annotation, cellular component: plasma membrane; axon. Lineage: Eukaryota; Metazoa; Arthropoda; Malacostraca; Decapoda; Palaemonidae. The coding region runs from base 309 to 3575 and encodes 1088 amino acids. Gene Ontology annotation, molecular function: cell-cell adhesion mediator activity.